UUUUCCUUUUUCCCUUCUUUUUUAUCAAUUCUUUUAAACAAUAUCUUGAAAUGUGUGCCAAUAAAAAGAAUAAUGCAGCUAUUUAAUUUAUAUCAAGAAUGAGAAUGUCGUUAAGACGGCCUUGAUAUUUACCUACGUGUAUAAUUGGCACAUUAACCUACAAAACCAGUGACAGUUAUGUUGUACGAUGAUGUGAACCAUACGUGAGUUUCGUGAAAUUAAAGUGAACGUAUUAAGUGACACAUUUGGAUCGCAGAACGGAGAUUUCGAAUUGCGAUUUCUCUCGAUGCCUUCGUGACGACAAAUGUAAAAAAAUAUCAAUCUCAAAAAUCGGUUUGUGCGUCGGAGUAAACGUGUCGUGCACUAUGUCGAGUCCUGAUGGAAAGUCCAACGAGCCAUAUCGCCAGUUAGAGGAAUCGCACGGUGCCGAGUUGAACAUUUACGCUCGCAGCACAUCGAGUUGCCACCCGAGCCUCGAAAAUGGCACUGAACGAUCGAUGGAGCUUUCAUCCGUUGUGGUUAUACCCGAUGAUACAUUCACCGUGGUACAAGCCAUCAAUGCCUUGGGCUUCGGGAAGUUCCAAGUAAAAUUGUCUCUGUUCACGGGUCUUUGUUGGAUGGUAGACAGUAUGGAGAUUACGAUACUGAGCAUCCUCAGUCCAUCGUUGCAUUGCGAUUGGGGCAUUUCUAGAUAUCAGCAAGCACUGACGACAACAGUAGUCUUUCUUGGUAUGAUGUUAAGCUCCACUUUCUGGAACAUUCUGAGCGACAGAUACGGCCGCAAACAAGCUUUAACUUUGUGCGCAGUACUUCUGUCUUACUACGCGUUUCUAAGCUCGUUUGCACCAAGCUUCCUCUGGAUCCUACUGCUCAGAGGAGUUGUUGGGUUUGCUAUUGGUUGUGUGCCACAAUCGGUAACACUAUACGCAGAAUUUCUGCCAGCGAAACAACGAGCCAGAUGCGUUAUCCUAUUAGACUGUUUCUGGGCUCUCGGCGCUUGUUUCGAGGUCGCGAUUGCCUUGAUCGUCAUGCCCAACUUCGGAUGGCAGUGGCUUCUGAUACUAUCAUCCGUCCCGCUGUUCAUCUUUGCUGUAAUAACACCGUGGCUUCCGGAGUCUACGAUGUUCGACAUGGCAAACGGGAGAACGGACCUCGCAAUCGCGACGUUGGAGCGCGUAGCUAGAGAAAAUAAAAAAUCAUUACCUCUAGGGAGACUAGUGAUGGAUCGAUUCUAUCAGUCUCAUCACAGUCGACUCAAGGAUGUUCUUAGUAAAGAAAUGUGCAAAACGUCCACUUUAUUGUGGCUCGUAUGGAUGAGUACAGCAUUCUGUUAUUACGGCGUGGUGCUGAUGACGACGGAACUCUUUCGCACAUCGUCGGAGCAGUGCGGUGCGUGGGGCACGACGAGCAAAGACGAGGGCGCGUGCCAGCUCGAGUGCCAAUUACGGCGUGGCGACUACAUCGAUCUGCUCUGGACGACGUUAGCCGAGUUCCCCGGGAUUUUCUCCACCGUUUUCGCGAUCGAGAAGAUCGGCAAGCGAAAAACGAUGGCUUGCCAGCUGGUGAUGUUUGCCAUGGUGGUCUGCUUCCUGGGCAGGACCUGCCUGUUGAGUCGCGCGUCGUUGACCAUCGCCAUCUUCUUAGCGAGGGGCCUGAUCGCCGGCGUGUUUCAAGCCGCGUACGUCUACACGCCAGAAGUGUACCCCACGCAUUUGCGUAGCGUAGGCGUGAGCGCGUGUAGCGCCAUGGCGCGAAUCGGCGCGAUGGUUACUCCGUACAUCGCGCAGGUGUUUCUACAGUGGUCGAUCACAGGUGCAAUGGCUAUUUACGCGGCAACUGCACUGUGCGCUGCCAUCGCCACGUUUGCGCUCCCCCAAGAUCCGAAUGAGGACACUGAGUGGAAUGAUAUUCUCAGAAGAAAAGGCAUCAUACCUGAAAGGAAGAAAGAGCAAGAGAUCACGGAAGAUCAAAUAGUAAACCUCAUAGAGAGUACCAUAGACGAGAAAACAGGCCAUGCGUCUAAUGACUUGGAAGGGAAGAGCUUGGAUGAACUGGACGAGCUGGAGGACGAGGAGGAUGAACGGGUUCUCGAGGAGUACCGACAAAGGAGGAUAGCAGAGAUGAAAGAGCUGGCGAACAAGUCCAAGUACGGAGAGGUACGAGAGAUAUCCGCCGAGGACUACGUCCGAGAGGUCAACAAUGCCGGCGAGGAGAUCUGGGUCGUUCUGCAUCUUUAUAAAUCCGGCAUUCCGCUCUGCACCCUGAUCAAUCAGUAUCUCGGUAGCCUGGCGAGGAAGUUUCCUACCACGAAGUUUUUGAAGAGCAUCUCCACCACCUGUAUUCCUAACUGGCCUGACGGCAAUCUCCCCACGAUAUUCAUCUACCACAAUGGGAAUAUGACGAAGCAGAUUAUUGGCCCUCUCGAGCUGCGUGGCAUGAAAUUGACCGAAGCAGAGUUGGAGUGGAUGUUGGGGCAAGGGGAGGCAGUAUCGACAAACAUUAAAGAAGAUCCUCGACCCAAAGUAAGGGACGUGUUAUUUACAAGCUUGAAGAAUGGAAACGAUAACGACGAUGAUGGUAAUGACUGGUAAUUUACUAAGUCAUUUUGAGAUUGUUAUACAAACAGAUACCUAAUAAGUAUUAUCUCAGGUAUAUAAAAAUGGUUUGACAUCUUAUUUAUUUUAUAUGAUUAUUGUGGCAUGUAUAAAUGAAUUCACUUGCAAAUAUUGUUUUCGAAAUUGUUAUAUAUAAUACUGUUCGUUUUAAUAAAAUAUUUUACUAUAUUAUCUCUCA
Molecule: messenger RNA, 2793 nt
Organism: Ooceraea biroi (clonal raider ant)
Lineage: Eukaryota; Metazoa; Arthropoda; Insecta; Hymenoptera; Formicidae
Gene: viaf
Product: viral IAP-associated factor
Biological process (GO): transmembrane transport; protein folding
Cellular component (GO): membrane; cytoplasm
Molecular function (GO): transmembrane transporter activity
Source: RefSeq, a predicted model, not a curated record